Molecule: messenger RNA, 18019 nt
Organism: Gallus gallus (chicken)
Lineage: Eukaryota; Metazoa; Chordata; Aves; Galliformes; Phasianidae
Gene: GRAP2
Product: GRB2-related adaptor protein 2
Exons: 10
Coding region: 16076-16966 (296 amino acids)
Molecular function (GO): protein binding
Source: RefSeq, a predicted model, not a curated record
AGUCCCAAAUGGCUCCACGGGCUUCGGCCAAUGCUGAGCACUGGUGCUGAAGGCAGGAGGCAAGUUGGUUACUGCAUUAUGAAACUCCCCAUCGCUUUAUCUCAGCACAGAUCCUGAAACAGCAGAGUGCAACCACCAGCCCUACAAAGAUCUUCCGAAAUUGUUAAGAGUGUGGUACCUUCCAGGGCUGAACAAAAAUCGGCUUAUUCACAAGACAGAAGUUUUUACAACCCCUAGAGUACUCAGCUGUCAGUCCUGAUCUCUUGUGUGCUCUUACAUUGGUUUGCAGAAGAGGGAAUUUUUGAUAAGAAGUAUGAUGGAGGUAAAAAAAAGAAAAAAAAAGAAAAAGGAAAAAAAAGCCACCAAUCUUGGAAAAGCCUUCAGACGUUGUCAGUGCAAGAUCCUUGUGAUCUCUGAGUAUGACGAAGGCCUGGAUUAAUCCACUACCAAGGCUGCAGAAACAAACAAACCAAAGGUCAAACCCCAAGCAUCAAUUUUCUUAAUGGAUCCAUAUUUUAAACUAAUUUUACUUUGUAAAUUAGUUAAUAAAUGUACUUGUAAAUUCUCGGGAAAUUCAUUACGUGCUUUUCUAGUUGUGCUGUAAGUCUUCAUGAAAAUCAUGCCUCAUACAUUAAAAAAACAAUACCAAAUGCCACUGGAUCGUUAUUUUAAAUGUAAGACUCAGCUCAGCUGUACGUACACAGACAUGACAAGUACCUCCAUAGGCUAUACUUACUAAUUCUCUUUUGGUUUUAUUUUGAUUUUUCAGUACUUUUCUGAUUUGCUUUCCUUCGCUGUUGAGGUCACUGUGGGAAACAGGGUGGAAGCAACCACAGGAUGAUGUCUGUGGAAAUCAUCCAUUUGUUAAGAACUGCAGCUCCAGAACGGGUUUAGAAAUACUUUCUUAAGUCUCCAGAGAAUCAUAGAAUGGCCUGGGUUGAAAAGGACCAUAAUGAUCAUUAAAUUUCAACCCCCCUGCUAUGUGCAUGGUUGCCAACCAGCAGACCAGGCUGCCCAGAGCCACAUCCAGCCUGGCCUUGAAUGCCUCCAGGGAUGGGGCAUCCACAGCCUCCUUGGGCUUUUGAGGGUCAGCUCCUUAAGCACCCUGAGCUCUGUUAUUAAUUAAUUAGUUCUUUUAAUUAAUUAAUUAGUUCUUUUACAAGAAGUUUUUUGCUGACUUUCAGACACUUCUGACAUCAGAUCCCAUGCACUGACAGAGCUUAUGUCUCCAUUGCAAAAAAUAGGGAAAUUCCUUGCUAAUCAAGUGGUUUUCUCCAGAUCUGAUCCUCAGUGUGGAAUUUCAGGGAUGAGAAAGCAACAGGGAUCUUAUUGCAGGGUGACUGGUUAUGCUCAGUGCAGUACACUUGCUGGGAAUGAACCUCUAACAGUUAUAUCAAAGUAAUAAUUCCAGGGAAUUAAAUGCAAUAGCUGUCCUCAUUAAAAAUUAAUAAAGAGAUAAAUAUCAGUUCUUUCAAUGAAGGUGAAGCCAUAAAAGUCAUAGCAGAAGAAAACUCAGGCUUCGCCAAGCUCUCAGUCUAAAGUGAAAGGUAAAUGAAGAGUGGGAGGUAGAGGGGAGGAAAGGUGAGGGACUUGUUUGAAAGAGGUGUUCCUUUGGUGUCUUAUCAGAGCAGUGGUUUGGGUACAGCUCUUUGCAUGGCCCCUGGAACUCCAGAAUAAGAGGGGGUUUUUUUUCUUGUUUGAUUUCUAUCUCUUUGGUAGUACCGUAAAGUUCCCCAUGCAUGCUUUUGCCUGUAUUAUUACUAAAUCAUUCUAGUAAAUAAUCAGGGGAUGAUUUUGAGAGUGGUAUGCCUUUCUUCCCCACAGCCAGCUAAAGGGCUUUACCAUUCUUUGUAUGCAAUAGCUGAGAGGCACUGGGAAUGCAAGCACACCUGUAACUACUCUUUUGAGUCUUUCAAGCACCUGGUGAUUUCAUCUGGUAAUUAAGGAAGAUUUUGAAGGAAACCCACUGCACUUCAGGAGAUGGUGUUAUUGAUUCAGUGGAGCCCUUUCCUCUGAGUCAAUACUGAAUGAUAUGCCUUAGUACGUUUCUUGCACAUGAUACCCCCCAACCACAGCUUGAUUACUUGUGGUCAUCAAUUAUCCUGAGGUUAAUUGCAUAAGCCUGAAGGUGUUUGCCCUCAUAGCCCAGGCAGAUUUCAGUUUGCCUUCUGCACAUCAGACAUCUUGAUUUUAAUUGGGCAGUUGUUACUCCUGCUCCCAACCUGCUGUGCACUGCUGAAAAGCACUGGAGGAUGGAUUUCAUUGUUAGCUGAAGGGAUAGGUAUAGAAGCAGAGAAUGUGGCUGCCAAACCAGAGGUACCCUCUAGGGGAAAGCUGGGGUCAAAGGACACAGUUGAAAUGGUUUAAUAUUCAGGCUUACUAACUCAACUACCCCAUUCCAGAAGUGUCCAGGGAAGUGUGAUUCUCAAUAAGGCUGCAGCAAGAAAAGAGAUCUUAAUAGGGUUGCUUAAUUAAGCUGUUGGGUAGCUCUCGCAAGAGAAGCCAAAGGAGCAGCUGUAAUCCUUUAAAACCUACCAAGGAGAAACUGCAGCAGUGUGUGGCCCCUACAUCCUGCCCAGUGCCACCGCAUCUCUCUCCAGUGGAACCAAUCAGGUAACAGAAAUACAAAAUGAGUCUGAAUUUAAUUCCUUUGUUGUGAAACGCAGUGGGAAUCUCUUGGGGGUGACCAGCAGUUAUUUUCUUAAUGAAUUACUACUGUUUGGAACAAUUUCUGAUCAGAAUGGUUAGCUUUGCUUUUCUGCAAUGUGUUUAGCUUUGGAGAAAGAUGUGCUUUUGAAAUGCUGCUCUGUUCAGUCUAAACGAGCUUGGUAUGGCAUUUCCUAAGGGGAAGGGCUGAGCAUCUACUUUGUUCCCUGACCAACUGCAGAGAGAAGCGACGUCCAAUUGGUUUCAGACCAGGAGACAAUAUGCCAAAACUCAGCUACUGCUUUUGGAAUAUUUGGAGAUUCAUUUCUGUUAUGAAGAAAAGAUAAUCACUAUUUUAAUUUUUGACAAGCUGCAAGCUAGAAAGCAAAGCUCAUUUUCAGGACUAAAGCGACAGCAUACUGUAAUCAAAUAUAGCAAGAUAUGAAGUAGUAAUGAAACUGAUAGUUAUAGUUUCUUAAAUCUGAUAGCAGGUGAAACAGAAAUGAGAAGAAACUGGUACAGAACAGAAAAUGGAAAUGCAGUGAAGAGAGGGCUUGUUUUUUCAUAUGGAAGUAGAAGUGCAGUGUUGCAAGGGUUUUCAAGGGUAUUCAAUUUGGAAAAAAUUCACCCUGUUCAUCAAGUAAGAAAUCAUGCUAAUUGCUUUUCUGAGGUGUUAAAUCCUGUAGAAGUUCAUGGACCAUGCUUACAUCUCAUGAUGAGUGAUUCACACCAUUGGUAGUUUCCCAGUUCAGAGCCCUCACUACACUCGUACGGUUCCUGUGCUUUGCAGCUCUUGAAGCUGUAUUCUGCAGGCCUUCAAAGGUAUGGUGAAGAGGAGCACGUUCCUUAAGCUGUAAGGUACAUGACAUAGACUCUCUUUCAGUGUCUUGCCUGACAAUUUUAACCAAGUAGUUUUAUUUUCCAUUCUGGAAUUUCCUUUCCCCCCGUUUUCCCCCUCCCGUUUUCCCCCCCUUUUCCUGAUUUCUAUCUGUAAACAAUGAUUUUUUUUUCAUUUUUAAGUUAUACGAUGAGGAUAUAAAUCAUACAUAAUUCAAGAAAUAAUGAUUGUAAUGCUAGCCUCACUUUACUGCGUUUUGACAAUAUGCAACUAUAUAACUGGAGCCCAGCACUGAAAUCAAUAUCGCUUUUUUAAUUUUUAUUUUUUCACAAACUUUUAAGGUGAUUGAUAGUGAAAGGAGAACUCAAAUCAUUUAAUGAAGAUUUUGUACCUAAAUGAUUUUUAGUACACCUUUGACCUAUACAGGUACAUGAUUUAUAUUAUUGCCUGCAUAGGACUGGUAUUCCACUAGAGCUGUCACUGUAGAAAAGUUGAGUUAUCCUCAUCGUAUGUAAUUUCAGAGUUAGCACUGCCAUGAGUGAGGGCUUGAUGUUGAUGAUCUCCACAGAUCCAUUUUAAUGCAACUGCUCAUAGAAUCAUAGAAUGGCUUGGGUUGGAAGGGACCUCAAGGAUCAUCAAGCUCCAACCCUGCUGCCGCAUGCAGGGCCACCAACUUCCAUAUCUAAUACUAGACCAUAUAGACUUACACACUACACUAAAUAUUCCAUUAGAGGUUGAGAUAAUGGAAAGCCACUUGGAAACUGGGAUCAAAUGGGAAAGUUGCACUUGGGUAGUGUACGAUGUGUACAUGCUAAAGAUUGGUCAAGACAAAUACUGUAGUAUGAUUCUAACCCAUUGUUUUUUGUUAACUUGCCCCAUGUAGAAGAAUACCAUUUGUGAAAGCUCGUUGCUCCAAGUAGUUUGUGUUAUGGACAGGGAAGACAAUCCAAAGGGUGAGGAAAAGAGAUGUAACGUAGAAACACAAGGAGCGAUGCAAAAGACUGGCAAUAUCAUAUCAAUUCCCUAAUUUCUUUUCAAUGAGGUACUUCUCAUGACAACGCUGCCGUCAGCACAGUGUAUUCAGGAGGAUAAUUGUAGGAACAACUGUGCGUGGUGUUUUAUUGUAUUAUGGAAGAAUUAAGACAUUGUCCUCUCCUCAUAAACCAUAGUGUAAUGUUGAAAAGCUGGCUCCUUAAAAUGUGUGCACAAGCAUUUCUCAGCUGGAGAGCAAGGACAAGGUGAAACAGUUGUGUUCUGUCAUUUAAGUGUGCUGGUGCAACCAGGGUUAGGUCUCAGGGGUGUGAGAACUGGUUUGUAGCUGUUGUGGAUCAUGCUGUGCUUCUGUCCUGAUUACCUGUGAGUUCCUUUGUGUGGAGCCUCCCUUCAAUUCAUCGCCACUCCCAAUGGCUUUUGGACCUUUAUGUAUCUCAAUAAGUGUUCUUUGGACUGGACUUGCUAAUAGAAAUUGAAUUCCAGCUCAUUCCAUUUCCUCUUCUCUACAAAAGCCAAUACAAGCAUAGUACAUAGGUUGGAACUGAAGUAAUAUGCCUUCAAUUGUCACCCAAAGACAUAGGAGAAUACGUUUUUGUAAACUUUUUGAAUCAGAAUUGCGUGCACUUCUUUAUUUAAUAGGACAGAAUCUGCACAGACUUUGCCCAGUGUUCAGGUUUUCAGAUAAAUAAAUGUGAGACUUCAUAUGAAUACAAAUAUGAAUACAAAUGUCAUGUAUGUACAUUUUUGCUUCCAUUAAAGCAAUUUUACUUGAAGAUAUAAGUGCUGCCAUUCAGUGGUUUGUAUGCAAACUGUGGUUUUGAGCAAGAAUGACUGAAUCUGAGAGGCAACAUCCAGCCUACAGUCACUCACCAAGGUUAAUUGAGUGCAGUAUCAAUAACUUACAGAAUAGAUGUGCAGGGGAGGGGUGGCCUGCAGUGUAUCUAGUAGCUAUGAAAUCUUAAUAAUUUAAAGGCUAAAAUAGCUUGGACUUUAAAAAAAAAAAAAAAAAAAAAAAAAGGAAGAAAAAGAAAAUAAUAAUGCAGGUUUUGGUAAAAUGCCCUUUACCUAUGUGACGAGCUGCAAGUCUUAUUUUAGAUGCAAACACGUUGUUAACUCUGCGCAAAGCCUAAAUACAGUCUCCUUGUGAGUUGCCCUUUGAGUAGCCUCAUAAAGUAUCUUUUAUACUCACCUCCAUCACCUUCAGAAAAUAUCUUCUGUGUGGUAUUUUGUCAGGAUCUUCAUCUCCAUAAUGAUUGCUCUUUUCUUCUUAAUUUAGAGCUAAGAAAAUAUUUGUCCAGAAUUUCAAACCCAAGGGCUUGAACUGAGGUGCCAAAGCCUCACAGGUGUGCAUGCUUUAAAAAUGUCUUCACACUUAAGGUUGCUAAAUAUACAUGGACCUGACUUCAGUAAGCAGUCAGAUACUGAAAACUUCUGCUUCUAUCUAGAACUAUAAGCAGAAGUGAAGGAGCUUCACGUGAGGCCUGAUCACGCUUUACAAGGUUGCCAUAUAGUCUUUCCAUGAAAAUCUUUAAAUGAUUUGAACAUUACUGCUAAUGUUUGAGAAAUGCCUAAAUUCCAGCUUGAGCUGAUACCUGCUCAUGGCUGCUCCUUGUCACCGACACACAACAUGUGCCUACCCUCCAAGUGUAUGUGGGCCACUGCAUUCACAGUUGCUCAGAUUCGUAUUUGCUCAGGAAAACGCAACACACAUCACCUGAAAUAUGCUUGUGGGACCUCUGCUGCUCCAUUCAGGCGUACUGCAAAUGAACAUCUUUCAUUUAUAAUCAGAUCCCUGGAGACAGAAAUGCUUAAACAUACUUUUGCUUGGAUGUGUUCAGGCUUGCAUGCAGAGUGCCUGCUCACAUCCAAGUGUAGCAAAGGCAGCUCACAGCUUCUUGUCUUCACCCCAGUAUGCAUGUAAUCCCAUUUGCUUACACACAGAGGACCAUUAAGGUUGGAGAAGACCUCUAGCAUCACCCAGUCCAACCACCAGCCCAUCCCCACCAUGCCCACUAACCAUGUCCUCAGUGCCACAUCCACACGAUUCUUAAACACUUUCUACCCUUUUCUUGAACACCACAAAUACAUUCUUGAACACAUGCAGUCUGCUGUGUGUCAUAGCAAAUAAUUUAAAUCUUUCUUCCCAUUCUGCUCGAAAUGCAAAUGUGGAUAGCACAUCAAGAUUAGAAGUAAAUGUAGCAGAAUGACUUCAGUCAACCUCAAAUGUCGGAUGACUCAUUCACACCCUUUGCACAGUGUUCCCUGUUCGCCACAUGCGAUCUACUGAGCAGUCUGGCAGCUGCAUGGUUCCCUACCACGGAGCAGCAUCGAUCGCUUGUUCGCUGGAGGAGUGGGGCAGCAACUGCUUCACAAAGUGUGCAGGGGUUGUGCAGUGAGUCCCCAUCGACCUCACUGCUGUAAAAGCUCCCAGGCUGUAGGAGUGGGAAACGUAGCAUGUCAGCCCUGAUCUACGUAUAGGAACAUGGUGUUUAAUGAAGCCUUGGUCUGCACAUUAGUUCAGUAUGGGGUAUUGCUACAUCAGGAUAAGGCUUGGGUAUUUUUGUUCCAGAUGAUGGGAACCUAUUCCAAUUCGGUAGAACUUAUAUUUGGAUUAACAAACAAGUUGCUUCUACUUGAGAGCAAAAGUGUCUAACACAUUAAAUCAUUCAGAAACCACCGCUGCACUUUAAUUUCAAAGGUAUCAUAAUCCAAGUGAACGAAAAAAUGCAUAGACAAGCAUGAAAUAUGUUCUGCACUUCUCCUUAAAAUGAUACGAUUUCUGUGCAGAGACAAACCCCAGGAGUAGUAACAAGCUGGCAUUCACAUUUACCUUAUAAUCAGAAGAAAAAUUGGAUUGACUGUUGGAGUUGCAUCUUUAAAUGUACAAAUUAUUGUAAUUGAUUGCUUUUAAAACCCUUUCAAAAGCAUCCCCAAGCGCAGAUGCACACGGGCUGACUUUAAUUUAUAGACAGGCUGUUUUGUAGCACUUAGGCCUUGUAAAAGAGGUGCUGUGUUUAAAUGGAAGUUGAGCCAUGAAGAUCCAUUAAGCAGAAAAAAACCCAGCUAAUGCAGCACUGAGACUCAGAAUGUAAAUAUGCAGUAGUGACAUUAUGCAAUGAACAUACCAUGGGAGUAUUAAUUGUACCACAUGGCAUUCACAGCAUUUCAAUUUCUCCUUCCCUACUUAAAUGUGAAACUUUUAAUAGAAAGUUUAUCAGCUCUUUUUCUCAGAACAGAUGUGGCUAUGAACUGAAAUUAUGUGUAGCGUGGCCAAGAUAAGAGGGCUCUUAGAACCCAAUGAUUUCCAGUGUUUGUUUUUAGAUUAUCAUAGACAAAUGUAUGUUCAACUCAAUAACGUAUUCCUUUUUUUCUUUUCCACGCAAGAAGAGAAGUAUGUAUUUUAAAAAAAGUGAAAUUUUCUAUAGAAAACAACUUGCACAGUCAUGUUCAGUUUUGUACAAAUGCAGAUCUAUGUUAAAAGAAAAAAGAGAUGCUACUUUUUUGUACUGAUUUAACUUUUGUUCUACUUUUGUGCCAAACACUGUUGGCACACAAUGUAAUUUUAGUAGUAGCGUUGCAAGUUCUGCACAAUUGGCUGCUAGGAGGAAUCUUACACACAUAUACAUACACACACACACACACACACAAACGCCUCACUGAUCUCACUCUUCUUCCAUCCCAUUUUACACAAAAUUCCAUCAGCUGGCAUGAGCAGAGAAACACACAGCAGCUGAUUGGAAAUGUAAUUCUAUUUACCCUACAUUAUUGCUAACAGAUUUUCAUACUGUUUUGUUCUCAUAUCCCACUCAAACGGGAUAUCAAACCCAAUAUAAGAGCAAAAACUAUUUUUACCAGAUUGGAUUAAUGUCUCAAUGCAAUGAAAUCUCUAGGUUGUGCUACGCUCAAGAAGAAAGACCUGAUGGCCUUCUGUUGUGUCCUCCAUCACUUACACGUGCAGAGCGGAGUUUGUUGUUUGUUGUGGAAAUGAUCCAGUGACACACAGGGAACUUAAUCCUAUCUUGGCAUUUACAGACUUUUUUUCUGCAUUUCCAUUUCACGUUGUGAAAUGUUUGAUCCAAAGGGAUACACAUCAGUGUGCACUCGUAUGCAAGAGUAUCAGCAGAGAUGAGCUUUUGGCUGAAGUACAAGAGCUCAGACUUACAGAGCAGUGAUUGGAUGCUGCCAUGUAUUUUGGAAAUCUCUCUGACUGUCAAUGCUGGAGCUAAUUAAUCUUAAGUAUUCUUUACCCAUAUUUAGAUACCCAAAUGCAAGGAAAGCACCUCUGAAUAUCAGAGUUGAAGUGUAGGUGGUUUCACUAUCUGUGGGGGUUGGUUGGUUUUAAUCUACACUCAUAGUAGCAGAUUCUUGAUUUUGUUCUGACUCUUUUGCUCUGGGAGCAUCUUUUGGAAAGUCCUUCCUGAUGGGAAAUGUGUCUGAAAUGCAGCAUCACUCCUCAUCCUGGUCUCUUGUAUGAUCUAUUUGAGAAAUCUGACUGUUGGCAUGCAGUGCUUUGCAGACCUCUGACACCAAUGGCAGUAGGACAGUGAGAGCUCUGAGAAGAGCUGCUGCUCUUAUAGCUGCUUGCAGGAUGGUUCCCUGGAGCUGCUCACAGCCGGUGCAAAUCAGAGCAGCUUUGACAGUACUUGUAAUUACCCCAAAGACCAGUUUUCUGAUGAGUAGUCCCAGAAUUGCACAGAGCCCAAGCAUGGUCUGAUGCCCUCUUGAUCUCUCUCUAUUGCAUUCUUUUAAUAAGAAUAGAUUUUCAUGGAAGGUAGAGAUCAAAGUGGGAUACACAAAAGCAGAUGUUCAUACAUGUAUAUGGCCUGCAGAACAAAUUCAGAAGCGUGUUUGCUUGCACUUGUUGUGAUCUGUAUGCAUUCAUCCUUGGGGGUGUUACUUGACAGCCAGCUACUCAUGAGCCAGCAGUGUGCCCAGGUGGCCAGGAAGGCCAAUGGCAUCCUGGCUGGUAUCAUGAACAGUGCUGCCAGCAGGAACAGGGAGGUGACUGGGUGUAGUGAGGCUGCACCUCAAGUGCUGUUUUCAGUUGGGGUCUCUCACUACAGGAAAGACAGGGAGGACCUGGAGCAUGUCCAGAGAAGGGCAGUGGAGCUGUGAGGGGUCUGGAUGAUGGAAGUCUGAUGAGGAACAGCUGAGGGAACUGGGGUUGUUCAGGCUGGAGAAGAGGAGCUCAGGAGAGACCUCAUCACUCUCUACAGCAACCUCAAAGGAGGUUCUGGAGAGGUGGGGGUCAGCCUCUGCUUCCAGGUGACAGUAAUAGGGCAAGAGGGAAUGGCCUCAAGUUGCACCAGGGGAGGCUUAGGUUGGAUAUUAAGAAAAUUUUCUUUUCAGAAGGGGCAGUGCUGCAGUGGCACAGGCUGCCCAGGGAGGUGGUGCAGUCACCAUCCCUGGAGGUGUUCCAGAGCCGUGUGGAUGUGGCACUGAGGACGUGGUCAGUGGGCAUGGUGGGGAUGGGCUGGCAGCUGGACUAGCUGAUCUUAGAGGUCUUUUCCAGCCUUAACAAUUCUACGUCAUCCUGCAGUGCACUUCCAAUAUCAGUGUAAAGACACUAAACACACUACAUAAACCUACUGAUAUAUUGAUAUAUGGUAGUCUUAAAUUCUGCUAGUCCACAGAGUGCAAGCUCUACCUGUACCCAAAAGCAAAUCCCUCACAUGCAUAUGCGUACAGCGGGAGCGUGAUUGUUAUUCUGAUAACCACCCUUUUGCAGUAAAGUACGCAUCAGCCAGUACCAACGCUUACUCAGAAAAGAUGAGAAAAAUUGAGAGGCAGUUAGCUAGAUAAGGUAUGAGGGUUUAAAAAAAAAAAAAAAUAGCAUAGAAGGAAGUGACUACAUUUUUCAUACUUUAGGUGUUUGUCUGGAAGGCUUGAGAAGGAGCUGCUCAACAAUUGUGCCAAAAGAGACCGUUCGAAGCAGUUUCCCAUCAGGUGGCAUUCCUCAAGUGUCUGCUCUUUAGGAGUAGGCAGGAGAAUUCAUUCUGUGGGAAGCAGUUAAUGGAGCUGCAUUACCGACCCCUUAUCACUCUGUCUGAUAGAGAGACAGCAGGUUCACUUUGGCAGUUCCAGAGCCCUGAUCAGUUCAGAUUAGGGGCACAUUGUCUGUCUGGCUUAAUCAAGCGUGUUUAGGUAUAUUUAUCAUGAUUAAAGGGUGUAGCACAGGGAGGGGGGAGAAAUAAAUAGUGAAUGUACUGUUCUCUGGCUUCAAAUGGAGGCUUAGCAAAUCCCACUGAGUCACUAGGUGCUCAUCAUAGGGAGAAUUUAAAUCCUGGGAAGGAAUGUUUUGUUGAGCGCUCCAGUGCUGGGUUCAAAUCACUGAAGAAGAAUUAUUUCUUUGUCUUUUUCUCUCCUUUCUUUCUUCCUCUUUCUGCUCGCACGCAGCAAAGGAGCAAAUCAGCAGCUCAUGCAGCUCAUGUUGAUUUUGCUUGAUACACAUGCAACCCCUGCUUAGCUUACCUGUAGCUGGAAUUCUAAUGUGAUAACAAAAUUAACUGUCAUCAUAAAGGCCUACGUGUCUGGCUCCCCUAGUUUUGUCAGAUUUAUAUUUCAGGGAAGCACAGGGAAUGGCUGCAAUAGCCUGUAGGACUUUGCUAAUUGUUACUGUUCAGAAAGCAAGGUGAUAAGCUGUAGUCUGGGAAGAGGCUCCUUCUAUCAGUAGCAGUGCUUCUCUCUGUCUUCACUUGACAGUUUUUUGGAUUUGAACACGUAAAAAGAACUAGUUUCAUGUAUUAUAAAUUUGGAUGUGCCAAAUUUGCUGCUGGUGUAAUUUGGUACAGUUUGUAGAUGAUGAUGGAAACCAGCUGCUUGACUCAACGUGAAGCUGAAAGAGGUGGUGUUGGCUCCCAAGAGAGCAGUAAGAAGGAGAAAGCUUUCUCGGAUCUCUUAAUGCUGAGGAUGAUCAGAGAACAAGUCCUGCCAGGGAAGAGCUCCAGAGCAGAGCUCAGGCUGCAUGGUGCAUGAGUUCUGGCCCUGGAUUGCUAGCCUUCAUGGCUCUUAGCUGAGAUCAGUGUAGGGCAGGCUCGGGAAAUAUGCUGUUAUGAAGAGUGCAUUUCUGCUCGUCUUUUCCUGUGGUCUCCAAACUUCAUCAGUAUUUCCCAAUGAAGGUGCAAACUGACAUGAGGUGAACAGAGGCUUCCUUGGUAUCUUCAUUGGCCUGAUGUGUAGAAACUUAUUGGGCAUGGCAGCCACGAGUCACUGGCUGGACUAGAUGAUCUCAGUGGUCUUUUCCAACCUUUAUCAUUCUAUUCUAAGGUAGAUCAUGGUCUCCGGGUUGAAAACCUCUGAGGCAGAACACUACACAGCACAGCAGGCAUGCUGUGUCCUCAAAGCAGGUGUCAGCACACCAGCUGUAAGGCAGUUGCCUCUGUCUCAACCCUUGCACAGCAAGCAGUUAAAAGAAAUCUAUAGCAGUAAAGAAAAGAGGUCAGAACUUCCAUUCCUCCAUCAUAAUCUGCUGCUUUCUCCUCUGCUAAUCCAGUCACUUCUGUGAAGGUUCAGUGCUUGAGAUGUUGUAAUUGCUGUCAAGAUGAUGAUCUGAGAUGUCAUGAGCAUGGUUCAGAGUAAUCACCCUACAAAUACAGAAGGUGGAGAACCUAUCUGAUUCUGCACAAAAAGCUACUAGUGAGACUCAAAGAAUUCAGUAAUCGGGAGGUACGGGUUGGGAAAAACAGAAGAUAAAGUUAGCGCAUUUGGAGGGAUUUUGAAGAAAAUAUUUAAUCUCAUCAAGUUUGACAGUGCUCGUUUAGAACAUAAAAGUAGAGGAUCAUAGCAAUACAUUCCCAACAAAAAAAUCUCUCAGAAGUGCAGAGAUGCUCAUCAGCCAGAAUGGUAGGAGGUAUCUUUGGGGAUGAAUUAACAGGAUGAUGGGAAGGCUUGCAUGAAUCAACUAGCAAAACAGCACCGCUGUUCGGGAUUAAAGCCACAUCUCUCUGCAGUAAGUGGUGCUGUGUUAAUGGUAUCAGGCAGUUAGGGUUGUACACUCUCCCAGCAUACGUAGAACAGAGUGAGCUGCCUGAGAUUCCUGUGAUGCGAACGAACCAGACUGCUGCAGUUUGAGCAACAAGAUUCAAGAAAAUCUUUAUUAACAGGAGAGAAAGCAAACUGGGACAGGGCACUGCCCGGAUCAGUUUGUGGAGCUCUGCAGAAAAGCUUUUUUAUAGCACUGCCACUCCUGUGCACUCAGUCCUGGAAAAAAUAACUGCCCGCUAAUGACCUGUCACUGUGGACAGCCCGAGCAGCUGUUUGCAGAAAGCAAAGCAGUGAGAGAGGAUGGAUUGCUGUGCGAAGAGCACAUCUGAGUAUGGGACAAGAAUAGAUGGGAGAUUGGGUAAGAACAGACAGCUUCCAUUCAUAACAUUCAGCUUUAUGUGGAUUUACAACCCUGAUGCUCCUGAAUCCAUAGAUGCUGAGUUAUUACUUAAAACAAAAUAUAGCAAUUGAAAUUUCCCUUGUUUCCACAGUCCUACUUCAGUUUCCCUUUCUGGCAAUGAUACUUUCUAGAGGAAAACUAAUUAGGAACAUGGAGAAGUAGUGUACUUUGAGGACAAACAAAACACAGUCACUUCAUCUUUCUUCUAUUAUCAACAUGAACAAUUUGGAGUGGGCAAAAUGUUUGACUCAUACCUUUAUAUUGGAAUAAUUUCCUUCUCCCUUUUUGUUCUUUCUCCUCCUUUUAUCCUCCAAGUGCCUUUUUUUUUUUUUUUUUUCCUGGCAGCCCCCAUGCUUUUCCAGAUAGAAAUUAAAGUGAGUAAAAUGCCUUGGAAAGUUUUUUCUCGAAAUCUCCAGCUCAGAAUGAAAUGGCUAAAAUUUUUGUAAGAGUUUAUUCAUGGGCAGGUUUCAGGCAUGUUUGCAGACACAAUUAUUUUGAGUCAUUUACUUAAGCAUAAAGGCAGGUGUAAGUUUUUUGGAAACUUUUUUAAAUCACAGAACCAUUACAGCUGGAAAAGACCUCUAAGAUGAGCUGGUCCAGCUGCCAGCUGAUCCCCACUAUGCCCACUGACAAUGUCCUCAGUGCCACAUCCACACGGCUCUGGAACACCUCCAGGGAUGGUGACUCCACCACCUCCCUGGGCAGCCUGUGCCACUGCAGCACUGCUCUUUGGGAGAAAAAGUUUUUUCCUAACAUCCAACCUGAUCCACUGCUGGUGUAAUUUGAGGCCAUUUCCUCUCAUCCUAUCUCUGUUACCUGGGAGCAGAGGCUGAUCCCUACCUCACUGCAACCUCCUUUCAGGUUGCUGUAGAGAGUGAUGAGGUCUCUCCCCUGAGCAGCCUAUUCUCCAGUCUAUCCAGGUUUUCCCAAGCUGUAUCGUGGCCAUGGUUCAGCUGUUCCAUCUCUGUGCCAGUAGAAGAUGUUCCUGAGGAUGAUGUAAGCAGUCUGCAGCAAGUGGUUGUAGAAUAAUCUGUGUGCUUGAAUUGGACUUUAUUCAGUUGCCUAAGAGAGCUUGGCUAAAACAUGGAAACGUGGAGUCUACAACCUUUUCUAUGGCAUUUGUUACCAUUCAUUUUAUCUGGGAUAUCUGGGUGCUUCUUUGCAGUUUUUGACACAUCUGUGCUGCAUGGUGAAGAGGUUAACGUGCUGCUGUAACAGUGACAGGGGAAGAAUGUAUAGAAGUAAAACAAGAAAGAAAAGAGAGUUAGCUCUUACCCUGUCUUAUUCCCUAUCCUUUCUCAUUACCGAGGGCCUGCCGCCACUCAGUCUUCCAUUUGUGGUAGGGAAAGCCAUGUCUUGUAGGGUUUGACAUUAAAUAUGUUCGGUAUUUUCACGUAACCAUUCUGGACACCUUGCAGGAAGGCAGGCAGUGCGCGCUGACAGUGCCAGGCAGCAGGCAUGAGUGACAGCUCACAGCAGCUCUCUUGCUGGGGGGCCCAUUAGAUCACAUCAUGGUAAAAACAGAGGAAAUAGGUCGUUAUAAUGUGCAAUGUAAUGAAAUCUGUCAGGCCAUUCGCGGAGCAUGAAAAUAAAUAUAGCUUAAAUUCAAGAGGACUGUAUCCAACCCACCUUUCUGACUCCCACUGCGCUGACGCUUUGAUAGAAUUAUCUACAGGAACUCAAAGGUAUCUUUUCUGAGUAGUAGUUGCUAAUUUUAAGUUUAUCAACGUGUUCAUGUAGUGAAGGCAGAUUAUUCCCAUGUCCAUUACUUUGCAGUCAAGAGCGCGGAGAUUCAUCUUCCAUUUUAGCGGUAUUUUGAAAGCCAUCUGCGAGUCUUUGUGAUCGGGUUUAAUUUGUAUGACCAUGAUUUUUUUUCUCAUCAGUAAGCUUUGUCACUUCAUUUUUUUCCCACAGCAUUUAUGAAUAUGUUGAACUGUUAAUUCAUUCCCUAAUUUUUAUUCAGCUGUUAAUCCUCUAUAGGAACUUUCCUCUUCUCGGAGAGCUUAGGAGGGAGGCUUUUAAAGACUCUUCAGUAAGAGACUUCAUCAAAAAGGGUUUAGAAAUGGAUGUGUGUUGCAUCAAAUGAUCACCUGCACCCACAUGCUCAUUGUCUUCACAGAACUGCAUCAGAUUUGUGCAGUAGGACUUCCUUCUGCAAAAACUACCAGGUGCAACCGCUGUGUCAUUUCUCUCUUCCCGGUAAUUUUUUCCUUCAUUAUGGUUUCUGCGUAUUAAUUUCAGGCAUACAGAAGUUAGACCUCCUGCUCUUUGCAUCCCCUCAAAGCACUUUUAAAAUGGUUGGCAUUGUGUUUGCUGCUUUUUGCCCUAAUAUGGAGACUGAGUUAAGUCCUACAUUGUAUGUCACAGCUUAAUUGCUCAACCUUUACUAUUUCACGCUCCGUUUAAUUUUCAAUCAAGAUUUAUAAAAUAUUGAAUCCUUGGAUUUACUCCUGUUCAUUUACUGAUUUGUCCUAAAAUCACUUCUUCUAGUUUCCCUGGCUUUUCUUCACAAAGAAAACCCCAACGUGGGAAACAGCUUACAUCCCUUUGGAAGACACACGGAUGCUGAGAAUUCACUUAGCUUUUAUGCCUCAUCCUUAUCUUCUUUGAGCACUCUUUUUACAUCUCAAUCAUCUGUCAGCCUUACAGACACUCUGGCAGGCUUCCUGCUUCUGUUGUCUUUGAAAAUAAUUUUAUUACAUGUUUUUAUGUCUUCAGCUACUUGUUCCUCAAGAUAUGCUUUUCAACGGACUUAUUAUGGUUUCUCAUUUAACUCCCCAGAUCUGUGCUCUUUUCUGUUUUCUGUAUUUGGGUAGAGCUCACACUUUUUGAGGGACCGUACCCUCCGUUAUUUGGCUGUUAAACAAGGAUGGGCUGAGGCAGUGGCAGCAAACUGACAACACCAUUAAAAGCACGUGUCAUACCAAGUAUCUCCAACUUUAGAAAUUGAAAAUGGUCUGUGUUCCACUCUGUCCUGUGACGGACACUGUUUCAGUGCCUCCACCUCUGUACUCCAUGCCAAUUCCUGACCAUCCUUGUCCGCGCACGUGGACCCGUUACCGCUGUGGCACUGUCACUGCAGGGAGGAGCCUGUAUGGGCUGAGCUCUCCUUUCCUUCCUUUCCCCUAGACAGCAACACACCUCCUGCUUUCUAGAAAAGUGCUGGAGGAGAGGAGAGCUACUGAAAAAGCUCUGCUCUGCCACCAACACGCAGAAUGGAAGCCAUUGCCAAGUUUGAUUUCACUGCUUCUGGAGAGGAUGAGCUGAGUUUCCAGGCUGGGGAUAUCCUGAAGAUUUUGAGCUCCCAGGAAGAAUGGUACAAAGCUGAACUCCGAAGCCAAGAGGGCUAUGUUCCUAAGAAUUUCAUUGAUUUUCAUGUUCCCCCCUGGUUUGAUGAGAAGAUAUCCCGCCAUGAAGCUGAGAGCAUCCUCAUGAACAAAGGAGUUGGUUCUUUCAUUGUCCGAGCCAGUCAGAACUCUCACGGUGACUUCUCCAUCUCUGUCAGGCAUGAAGAUGAUGUACAACACUUCAAAGUGAUGAGGGACUCGAAGGGAAACUAUUACUUGUGGACAGAGAAAUUCUAUUCACUGAACAAGCUGGUAGACUACUACAGGACAAGCACCAUCUCCAGGCAGAAGCAGAUCCUCCUGAGGGAUGACAGCCGAGAAGAGAAGGAAAGGCGUGGUGGGAGCCUGGAACGAAUGAGCCGGGAUGGACUCCAUGUGGGUGGAGCAGCUGCAGAAGCUCAUUCUUCUAUGUCCAAGAGAUAUGUGGACCAUCCUGUCCCUGUGUUGCACCAGCAACAGGAUAGGUACGGGGGGAGCCUGGACAGGAAAGAUGCACUGCAUGGACUAAGGUAUCAUAGCCAAGGAAGUGCAGCAGCUAUGCAACGGAGACACACGGACCCACUGCACCAGCAGACACCGCGAAUACUAUGGGUCCGUGCCUUGUACGACUUUGAUGCUGUGGAGCAUGAUGAGCUGGGCUUCCGCAGUGGAGACAUCGUAGAAGUCCUAGACAACUCCAACCCAUCGUGGUGGAAAGGACGUCUGCGUGGGGAACUGGGUCUCUUCCCUGCCAACUACGUCACACCGGUGCUACUGUGAGGCUGCAUUUGUGCCCCAGAGGUCCAUAUCAGAGCUGCUCGUCUGACAUGACAGGGACAGAGAAGGAGUGAAUCUUCCCUUGUCCCCAGGACAUUAGGUGGUUUUGGUUUUGUCUUAAUUUAUUGGCAAUUGAUCUGAAAUGCUGGUGAGAAAGAGAACCCUCUGAAGGAUUUUUUUUUCCCUGUUUUGCAUGUUCAUGACUGGGAGGGGAGCAAGAAUCCUGGACUGUUUAUUGAAAUCUUGCUGGAUCCUCCCUGCCCCGUCAUUCCUUUGGCUAAGUAUUGAUAACUCUCUGCAGUUAGGUUUGUUCUGUGGAAACCCACCUCAGAGAAGUCGGGCUUCAGUAUCUGGGUAGAACCUACCCCUUUGUUUUUUUUAUCUGGUUGCAUUCAUAGUCCCUUCAGGCUCUGUUUCACCUCUUUCAGAGGCAGGGCAAGUGCGCAGGUGAACAAAAUGAUGACUGGUAAUCACAUUUCCUUUAGGUAGAGAUGAAAAGUGCUUAAGCUGAGGUGCAAGGCAACCAUGACUUUUCUAAAUAGUUUUUGGCUUGCACCCCUGGCACUUUCUGUGGGUAUGGGCUGUGUGGAUACCAGGUGAAGGAACUAAAUCCUGUAAGCUUUUGUACAAACAAACCGGUGGUGAAGAUAUGGGAGGGUGAGAAGCUAAUUUCAGUGCUUCUACAGACAGUCCUGCCCUCCUGCACUUCCGUCUGCACCCUACAGCAACAAUUUGUCUCAUUUUCAAGCUGCUUUCCAAGGUACCUGUGCAUCCUUGUAGAUGUCCUGGUUAGAGCAGAUCAAGCCCUUCAGCUAAAUGAAUAUCCUCUGGAUUGGAUAACAGUGGGCAAGCCUUACUGGUUCCUUUCUAAAACUGAACUGGGGAGGGGCUGGGAAGAAGAGGUUUUUCUGGUUUGGUGUCAGAAGUUCUGUCCCUGAGAAGGUGGGGUGUUCUGGAUCACUGUGUACACAGCUCUGACUUGCCAGUGGAAUGCCUCAUGCAAAUCAUUGAGCUGUUACUUUACAGUAUGCAGAGAAUAAAGUGGCGGCCAUUGAA